Puccinia graminis f. sp. tritici CRL 75-36-700-3 is the source of this 864-nucleotide messenger RNA. RefSeq lists its product as uncharacterized. NCBI's taxonomy places the organism in Eukaryota, Fungi, Basidiomycota, Pucciniomycetes, Pucciniales, Pucciniaceae. The annotation marks the transcript as partial. The transcript has 5 exons. Gene Ontology annotation, biological process: translation; ribosomal small subunit assembly; maturation of SSU-rRNA from tricistronic rRNA transcript (SSU-rRNA, 5.8S rRNA, LSU-rRNA). Gene Ontology annotation, cellular component: ribosome; cytosolic small ribosomal subunit. The record is from RefSeq and is a predicted model, not a curated record. Gene Ontology annotation, molecular function: structural constituent of ribosome; small ribosomal subunit rRNA binding; mRNA 5'-UTR binding.
AUGUUGAGUCGAAAUUCGCUGUUAACCGCAGUUGCCCUUAUGUGCCGGGGUUAUCUCGAAUCGGGCCUUCUGGAGGUGUCUACCCUCGACUCCUUCAAGGCUCAACAGCGAAUGGCAUUAUCGCUGAUGAUAGGCUUGCGCAGUCCAACUCUCAUUGCGUCGUUGCUUCGCCACUCGUUCCGCAAACGGAUUGUAUCAAUUAUCCCGGGUGUUAUCGAUCAAGCAUUCAUCAAUUCCUCCUUCAGACUCGCGUGUGCAAGAUCCACUAAAUUAACCCGCCGAAUCGACCGUUCGGAAUAUGCGACUUAUAACGAUUUCUCACACGCGUACAUCAAGCACAUGGUAACCGAGAGACGAUCUUGCGAUGACACAUCUCAGCCCGGCUGUAAUGGAUCCAGGCCGGGUUUGGGAGGUGGAAUAGUCUUCGAUGUCGCUCACAUGAUCGUUUCAUUCAAAUCAACCUUUGUCGUUGUCGCCGAUGUUUGUGGCCGUCAACCCAUCUCUCGUGUGCCUGGGGGGAUGAUAGUGAGGGCCGAUCGAAACGGGAGCUCGCCUCACGACACGAGGUUGGCCGCUCGAGACGUUGCUCUUCAGUGCAACGAGUCGAGAUCACUGCUGUCCACAUCAAGCUCCGUGCUAACAGUGAAAGUCACACCAAAUCACCUGGGCCCGGUCGACAAGCCAACACCCGAGCUCUUGCCCGUGCGGGUAUGUACCUCCGCCGAAUUGAGGAGGCCACCCCUGUCCCUACCGGCAGCACACAUAGAGGAUGAACGACAUCCAAUCUACAAAUCAAGCGAUUGGUCUUCUCACACGUUGCACUUCGCUCCGGUUGGCGUUGUUGGAGUCGUCUAUGAUAUUGCA